Molecule: messenger RNA, 357 nt
Organism: Lactuca virosa
Lineage: Eukaryota; Viridiplantae; Streptophyta; Magnoliopsida; Asterales; Asteraceae
Source: the annotation of a GenBank genome assembly
AUGAGUGUGUUUUAUCAGAGUGAGCAAGAAGAGGAGGUACCACCUGAGAAUCGGACUAUCUUCCUCACCUUUUCCAAAGGGUAUCCUAUUUCUGAAAAUGAAGUUAAACUGUACUUCACUAGAAUCUUUGGGGAUUUCAUUGAGUCCAUAUACAUGCAACCUGUUGCUGGAGAGAAUCAACCCCUUUUUGCUCGAAUUGUGGCUCGCUCUCCUUCUAUGGUUAGGGCUGUAGUGGAGAGAGAUGGAGCUGAUGGAAGAUCUAAAUACUAUAUCAAUGGGAAGCAUGUAUGGGCUCGAAAAUUUGUGAGGAGACCACCACCUAAGGACACUGCAGAAGGUGCUGUAACAUCGGAAUGA